UCUCAAGACCUCAAGUCCCAAGUCCCAAACCCCCCCCCCCCCUCCCACCCCCUUCUCUGUCCUCAGUUUGUGCACCUAGACUAUCUCAUAAAUCAAACACAGAGACAAAGAGAGUGAUUUUCAUUAGAAGGGCAUUUUCUUGGAGAUGUGCACAAGGCCAUUAAUGAGAUGUUUACGAGGGGAGGGUGGUGGAGAUGGGCUAUUAUGGCAUAUGGACUUGAAACCUUACGCUUGUGGAGAUUAUUCAAUUGCUGUGGUUCAAGCUAACUCCUUGCUUGAGGACCAGGGACAAGUGUUCACUUCUCCUUCUGCUACUUAUGUUGGUGUUUAUGAUGGCCAUGGCGGCCCUGAGGCUUCUCGCUUUCUCACUCACCAUUUGUUCCCUUUCCUCCAUAAGUUUGCAACAGAACAAGGAGGAUUAUCUGCAGAGGCGAUAAGAAAGGCAUUUGAUGCUACAGAAAUGGAAUUCUUACAUUUUGUAAAGGAAUCAUCGAUAGCUCGGCCUCAGAUGGCAUCUGUGGGUUCUUGCUGCCUUGUUGGGGCAAUAUCAAAUGAUGUUUUAUAUGUGGCAAAUCUCGGGGAUUCGAGAGUAGUGCUUGGUAGAAAAGUAUCUGAAGGCAAGGAAAAUAGUGCAGUGGUGGCAGAAAGGUUAACUACUGAUCACAAUGUCAGCGAUGAGGAGGUGAGGAAGGAGGUGGAGGCACUCCAUCCUGACGAUGCACAUAUUGUGGUUUAUACUCGUGGAGUUUGGCGGAUAAAGGGCAUAAUUCAGGUUUCAAGAUCAAUAGGAGACAUCUAUUUAAAGAAACCUGAGUUCAACAGAGAUCCUCAUUUUCAGCCAUUUGGAUUUCCUUUUCCUUUAACAAGGCCUGUGAUGACGGCAGAACCAUCAAUACUGAUGAGAAAGCUAAAGCCACAAGACUUGUUCUUGAUAUUUGCAUCAGAUGGUCUUUGGGAGCAAAUAAGCGACAAAACAGCCGUCGAUAUAGUUUUGAGAAGCCCCCGAUUUGGAAUAGCAAAGCGAUUGGUGAGAGCUGCCAUCCAGGAGGCUGCAAGGAAAACAGAAAUGAGAUAUGAUGAUAUAAAAAGAAUUGGAAGAGGAGGGAGACGCCAUAUCCACGAUGAUAUCACUGUCAUUGUGGUGUAUCUAGAUGAUCCACUACGUUCUUCAAAUGGUAGAUUGGCUCAUAGUCUUGUUGACUAUACAUGCUCCCCUGUUGAUAUCUUCUCAUUGAACGAAGAUGAAGCCCAAGACUAGCUUCAAUUCUCUGAACGAAAUACUAGACGUUGGCACCCAUAUCUUGUGAAUAGAAAGGGAUAUACACUGCAUUUGAGAGGUCAGGAUGGAGCUCUGAAAUAAUGAUGGUAUGACAGGGUUGAUCAGUAUCCUCAUGUACACGCAACGAUGCCAAGUUGAAGCUUCUGCUGACUUGUUAGUCGGGUUUUGAGCUCGUUCAUAGAACAGUAUAUUAUAGCUUGAUUUCAAAGCUCUUGCCUUCUCUUUAUAUAUAUAUAUAUAUUUUAUUGCAGAUGUUUAAGAAAGUUUAGGAAAUCGGAAGAUCACUUGCAAUUGAAUUGAAAUAUAUAUGUAUAUAUGUGUGUGUAUGACCUCAAUUUGGCAUAAUGUUCUCUUCCGGGAAUAUACAGAGAUGAAACAAGUUGACAGUAUAAUAUACUCUUGCUAGCUUUAGAUAAUGCUACCA
Molecule: messenger RNA, 1703 nt
Organism: Populus euphratica (Euphrates poplar)
Lineage: Eukaryota; Viridiplantae; Streptophyta; Magnoliopsida; Malpighiales; Salicaceae
Product: probable protein phosphatase 2C 63
Exons: 4
Coding region: 146-1258 (370 amino acids)
Biological process (GO): protein dephosphorylation
Molecular function (GO): protein serine/threonine phosphatase activity; cation binding
Source: RefSeq, a predicted model, not a curated record